Molecule: messenger RNA, 567 nt
Organism: Klebsormidium nitens
Lineage: Eukaryota; Viridiplantae; Streptophyta; Klebsormidiophyceae; Klebsormidiales; Klebsormidiaceae
Source: the annotation of a GenBank genome assembly
AUGGCAGCUGUGGAAGAGGAAGGGCCGGAAGAAGUGGAUCUGGGAGAGGAGUACGAGGAAACGAUCACCGUGAGUUCGUGGGAGAUCAAGGUUGCCAGGGCCGGCUUGGACCUGAAGGACGUGGUUGCCGCAACCUUCGAGAUGCCCGACGAGCCGAUUCGCUACCUUCAGCAGAGAACUGCAGCGGCAGCAAAAUUCCUGGAGGAAGCGGGCCAUACAGUUCCAUGGCUCAAGCUUGCUUCACUCAAGAAUCAGCCGGCGCGCAUUUGCAGCAUUGAAGCGGUGCACCACUACUUGGCGCACGUGCAUCAACCAAAGCAAACUGGUGUAUCCGCAUGCUUGUGCAUGGUGAAGGGUAGGGCCGACGAGAGGAGGGGGACCUUCCUCAGCCGGUACUGGGCCUGGGUGGAGGCUGAGCACACUCGCAUCGUGGCCACCCCCACCGACUCCAAGCGUCCGAGGCCCACCCACCCCUCAACGGACAAGCCCCCCGCCAAGAAGCUGCGCAUGGAUGACAAGACCACAACACUGGAGCCUGCCAACGUGAAGCUGCAAAACGAGCCAUAG